UAAAUGACACACAUUUCAGAGGAAGUGAUCUCUGCCGUCCUGAGGGGCCCCAUGAGCUCACAACAUAUGUAAACAAACCCAUUAGUCCACGCUGGUGUGCUCCUGAUUGUGGGAUACCUCGGAUGAGUCUUGUUGCAGUGGCUACACACAAAGAAUGGGCGUGAGUUGCCCCUCGAAAGGGAGCCCAGAGACUCCUGCUUUUUUAGCACCAGCGAUCUGAGCGCUCAGUUCACAGUCUGCGAGAGACAGAGAGAGAGCACACCAGCGGGAUGGAGAGCACAGGAUUUUCAACAGCACUUGCCUGAACAGCCUCCCAAAAUCAACUAAGACGCACAGGAGGGAGGGGAGUCACAGCCGGAGAGAGUCUGAGUGCGUCUGUGUGUCAGAGGGUGUUUGAGCGAGUGAGGGAGCAUCGCAGAUAGAGGUGGAGAAAGAAAGAGAGAGAGAGAGAGAGAAAGAGAGAGAGAGGGGGGAAGAGAGAAGGGAGUAAGUCUGGACCAGGUGAUCGAGUACUAACAAACCUCCAAGGGGCUGCCGGGUUGUAUCAGUGUGCACGGGAUCAGCGAUCCGACCAUGGUGCCCGCGCGCUGCCCGGGACCCUGUGCCAUGCUGGCUCUGACCCUCCUCUUGGGAUGCGGCGUGGCUUCCUGCCUCGGCCAGAACGACACGGAGCCCAUCGUGCUCGAAGGGAAGUGUCUUGUGGUGUGCGACUCGAACCCUUCUUCGGACGGAGGGGUCACUUCAUCACUUGGCAUAUCAGUCCGCUCCGCUGGGGCAAAGGUGGCUUUUUCUGCCGUGCGUGGAACCAACCACGAGCCGUCAGAGAUGAGCAACACGUCUAUGACCAUCUAUUUUGACCAGGUUUUAGUGAACAUCGGCAACCAUUUCGAUCUCAAAGCAAGUGUUUUCCAAGCUCCAAGGAGGGGGAUAUAUAGUUUCAGCUUUCACGUGGUGAAGGUCUACAACAGACAAACCAUACAGGUGAACCUGAUGCAGAAUGAUUAUCCGGUUAUAUCAGCGUUCGCCGGUGACCAGGACGUUACGAGAGAGGCAGCAAGCAACGGAGUACUGCUGAUGGUUGAGCGGGAGGACCGGGUCUAUCUGAAGCUGGAACGGGGCACCUUAAUGGGCGGAUGGAAAUACUCCACCUUCUCAGGCUUUCUAGUCUUUCCUCUAUAAUCUGAUCUGCGAUGAUCCACGUCGCACCGGGGGACUCUGCUUCUGUUGAGGAAGAAAAAAAGAAAAAAAGAAAAAGAAAAAAACGACAAAAAAAACAAAAAACAGGCCAUUUAUUUUUAACUUAAAUAAACUGUCAGCCAAGGAAGCCGACGAAUAUCUGUAUACCUACACUCGUCCACUAUCUAGUCAAAUAUGAACGUUUCCUUGGAGUUUCAUAUAUUCAAAUCCAUCUGUCAACUUUAACGCAAUCUGGAUGACUAAACGUAUUGAUCGGCCAGUGGCGUGUGCUUGUCGGGUAUGUGGAUUUUUUUUUUCUUGCUUGGAAAACAAACUUUGCCAACAGACAAACGGGUGAACCUGGGCAAAAAAAAAGUAAUAAUAAAAAAAAAAAAAAAAAAAAAAAAAAGAAUGGACACGAGAGAAGACGACGAGUGGAAGAACUGAUGUCCUGGACAGGCCGAGUGUGUUAUGCUCUAUUUUAUGUUUGUAUAGCCUUAAAGAGUAUAUGGUUUCCUCCCAAGUGAAGUAUAUGGAAUUAUGGACAACCAGAAGAAGAAGGAGAAGAAGAAGAAGAAGAAGUGCUUUCACGCCCAAGGCAUUUUUUUGCACGAGUGGAAGUUUUUACUUUAUGUUUUGUGCUGUCAAUGGUGUUGCGUUUGGAUGCCGAACAUAUUGAAAAUAAGCCAAAUGUAGGACGCCGACGAGUUUAUUAAAAAGAGAAGAAAAAAAAGGCGACAUAUUUCAGCCACCGGAGACGACUUAGAGCCCUUUUAUUAAAAAAAAGAAGAUAAUUAUAUAAUUUAUAAAGUACAUAUUCACAUUAUUGUGUGUUCUACAUUUCGGAAUCUGCGUAGCUUUGACUGAUUUAAUGUUCAGUGACCUUGCUCACCAAAUGUACAUUGUGGAAAUAAUAGAAGAAUCCCUAUAUGUCCCGCUUAAUAAAAGAUAUUGUAUUGUA
Molecule: messenger RNA, 2137 nt
Organism: Larimichthys crocea (large yellow croaker)
Lineage: Eukaryota; Metazoa; Chordata; Actinopteri; Sciaenidae
Gene: cbln2b
Product: cerebellin 2b precursor
Exons: 4
Coding region: 574-1179 (201 amino acids)
Biological process (GO): maintenance of synapse structure
Cellular component (GO): synapse
Molecular function (GO): protein binding
Source: RefSeq, a predicted model, not a curated record